This is a messenger RNA of Arachis duranensis, 797 nucleotides long. RefSeq lists its product as uncharacterized. Gene Ontology annotation, biological process: positive regulation of transcription by RNA polymerase II. Gene Ontology annotation, cellular component: nucleus. The record is from RefSeq and is a predicted model, not a curated record. Gene Ontology annotation, molecular function: transcription cis-regulatory region binding; protein binding. NCBI's taxonomy places the organism in Eukaryota, Viridiplantae, Streptophyta, Magnoliopsida, Fabales, Fabaceae.
AUGUGUAAAGGCAACCCACAGAGAAGAAGCACCGGCGACGAGCUCCAUACGGUGGCAAAGUCCGGUGAUCUCGUCGCUGUUCAGAUGAUUUUGACUUCAAACCCUUUGGCUGUUAAUUCCAGAGACAAGCAUCUGAGAACACCACUUCAUUUAGCAGCAUUUGCUGGACAUGCAGAGAUAGUAAGUUAUCUGUGCAAGAAUAAGGCUGAUGUUGGUGCUUCUGCAAUGGAUGACAUGGCCGCAAUACACUUUGCCACUCAGAAGGGGCAUUUGGAAGUUGUUAAGGCUCUAGUUGCAGCUGUUGCAUCCAACAAGGCUUGUACUCGCAAAGGCAUGAAUUCAUUACACUACGCAUCUCAAGUCCAUCUGGAGCUUGUUAGGUACUUGGCCAAGAAAGGGGCGAAUCUUACUGCCAAGACAAGGGCAGGAAAGACUCCUUUGGAUCUUGCUAACAAUGAAGAAGUCCGCUCAUUUCUGGAGGAAUUCGAAAGAUCAGCCAAGAACAGAGCAUCUAGCAACAAAGAUAAAGCUGAACAGUCUGAUCCAAAAGCAUCCACGUUGGAAUCAGAAGAUAAUUCAAGUGCCAAACAGCCUGCAGUGGUUGUCGAUGAAGAAAACGGUGACGGAGAGAAGAGAGAGACUAAUGAGGAUGACAAAAAUAGUGAUAGGGAGAAGAGGAAGGCUAACGAAGAGAAAGCAAGAGAAGACUCAUCACAAUCAAAAAGGGCAAAAGUUAAGUUGAGCUAUCUCCAAAGUUCAGAUGAUAUCCAAGAAGAAGAAGAAGAAGACAUGUAGGU